Molecule: messenger RNA, 3202 nt
Organism: Neomonachus schauinslandi (Hawaiian monk seal)
Lineage: Eukaryota; Metazoa; Chordata; Mammalia; Carnivora; Phocidae
Gene: SLC8B1
Product: solute carrier family 8 member B1
Exons: 17
Coding region: 424-2223 (599 amino acids)
Biological process (GO): intracellular calcium ion homeostasis; calcium export from the mitochondrion
Cellular component (GO): membrane
Molecular function (GO): calcium:sodium antiporter activity
Source: RefSeq, a predicted model, not a curated record
GAAGUGCCCUGGACUCUGCCACCCGCUGGGCCCCCGGAUCGGCGGUGACGGGUGGGGGGAAGUUCGGGCAGCGCGGGCUGGCGGCGGGGGACCGGGAAGGCCGCGAGGCCCGGCGGGGUCGAGGUUCGGAGUUGGCGGGUCCGAGGCCCGGCUGGAGAUGCGGAAUCAGAAGCUCGGAGAGGUGAAGUGACCUCCCCGAGGCCGCACAGCUCCUAAGUGUGACUGAAUUGGAAAGCUGGAGCGUCUGGUUCCAAAUCCGUGCCAAGUUCCAGGAAACAACAGGAGAGGGGCAAGUUAACAGGCCACCGGAGUGACCGGCUGUUUGGAAGUGAAACACUGCCGAAGGGGGAGCGGAGAGUGAGGGCCAGGCUCCGCGGGGUCAGCUGUAUCUGCACCCAGUGCUGAGUUUGUUCUGUGUGGGACAUGCUGAUGGUGGAGACGGUGUCCGGGGCCAGGGGCCCAUUUACAGGGGCCCACAUUGGCCCCCAGUUUUCAGCCUUAGGUGUGAACCAGACCCCCACGGAAGACGUGAGCAUCCAGUGUCGUGACGUGUGUGGCCUGAACAUCUCUGACCGCUGUGACUUCGUCCGGACCACCCCUGACUGCCGCAGCCAAGGGGGUUACCUGAACUACCUCGAGGGCAUCUUCUGCCACUUCCCACCUAACCUCCUCCCUCUGGUCAUCACCCUCUAUGCUUUCUGGCUACUUUACCUGUUUCUGAUUCUGGGAGUCACCGCGGCGAAGUUUUUCUGCCCUAACUUGUCAGCCAUUUCCACCGCGCUCAAGCUCUCCCACAACGUGGCAGGCGUCACCUUCCUGGCCUUCGGGAACGGCGCACCCGAUAUCUUCAGCGCCCUGGUGGCUUUCUCGGAUCCGCGCACAGCCAGCCUGGCCUUCGGGGCGCUGUUUGGCGCGGGUGUGCUGGUUACCACCGCAGUGGCCGGUGGCAUCGCCAUCUUGCGCCCCUUCACGGCCGCCUCCAGGCCCUUUCUCAGAGACGUUGUUUUCUACAUGGUGGCCGUGUUCCUGGCCUUCACCGCACUCUACUUCGGCAGAGUCACACUGGCGUGGGCCCUGGCUUACCUAGGCUUGUACGUGUUCUAUGUGGUCACCGUGGUUCUCUGCACCUGGAUCUACCAAUGGCAGCGGAGGGCAUCCCUGGUCUACUCCAUGCCAGGCACUCCAGAAAUGCUCUCAGAUUCUGAAGAGGAUCCCGUGUCUUCCAACAGCUAUGACUACAGGUUGGGAGGACCAGGAGGAGCAGAGAGGGUCUCCUGGAGGCUGAGCCAGCCACGGAUACCUGCCCCUCCCCACCUCGUACACCCAGGCGAAGAGUACCGGCCGCUGCUCUUCUACCAGGAGACCACAGUUCAGAUCCUGGCCCGGGCCCUCAACCCCCUGGAUUACAGGAAGUGGAGGAGCAAGUCAGUGUACUGGAGGGCCCUCAAGGUGUUCAAGCUGCCCGUGGAGUUCCUGAUGCUGCUCACCGUCCCCGUCGUGGACCCUGACAAGGAGGACGGGAACUGGAAACGGCCCCUCAACUGCCUGCACCUUGUCAUCAGCCCGCUGGUCUUGGUCCUGACCCUGCAGUCGGGGGCCUAUGGCGUCUAUGACAUAGGUGGCCUGGUUCCUGUCUGGGCCAUCGUGGUGAUUGCGGGGACAGCCAUGGCUGCGGUGACCUUUUUUGCCACAUCCAACAGCGAGCCCCCCAGGCUUCACUGGCUCUUUGCUUUCCUGGGCUUCCUGACCAGCGCCCUGUGGAUCAACGCAGCGGCCACGGAGGUGGUGAACAUCUUGCGGUCCCUGGGAGUGGUCUUCCGGCUGAGCAACACUGUCCUGGGGCUCACGCUGCUGGCCUGGGGGAAUAGCAUUGGAGAUGCCUUCUCAGAUUUCACGCUGGCCCGCCAGGGCUACCCACGGAUGGCGUUCUCAGCCUGUUUCGGCGGCAUCAUCUUGAAUCUGCUGGUGGGAGUGGGGCUGGGCUGCCUGCUUCAGAUCUCCAGGAGCCACGCGGCGGAGGUGAAGCUGGAGCCAGAUGGACUGUUGGUGUGGGUCUUGGCCGGCACCCUGGGCCUCAGCCUCGUCUGCUCCCUGGUCUCGGUCCCACUGCAGUGCUUCCGGCUGAACAAAGUCUACGGCUUCUGCCUGCUCCUCUUCUACGUGAACUUCCUCGUGGUGGCCCUGCUGACGGAAUUUGGGGUGAUUCACUUGAGAAGUGCGUGAGUGAUGCCACGUGUCCGGGCCGCCUGGUGGCCGGGAGGUGUGACUGCAGGCGGCGAGAGGGACGUCUGGCCUGGGUGGCUGCGAAGGGGGUGGCUGGGGCGGCGGGGACCGCUGCCUCCGCUGGAGGUUCCUGGCUGCCACCUGUGCAGGGAGAAUAGCUAGGCCUUGUUUCUGGGACAUCGGAGACCCAGCUGUGCUGUGCACAGAGCUGCGGACAGAAGGUAGACCUCCUUGGAUUAUCCGUGGAGCCUCUUGGGGGCUGAGUGCCUUCCGGCUGGUGUCGCCACACCAACGGAGUGUUCUAGGGCCUGUAGUCAUGCCCUGCUGCCUUCCUGCAUCUUCUCCUGAGGGCUCACUCACACUGCUGCCAAACCUGGGCUUAGGGUGUCAGGGCGACUCAGAUGGCGGGCAGCGCACAGGGGGCGUCCGGCCGUCCCGGGCUGCGUCCUAGAGCUGCACCGUCCGACAGAAACGGAACGUGAGACGCAUACCGAAUUUUGAAAUUUCUAGUCGCCACGUUAAUAAAAGCCAAAAGAAACCGGCCCUAUAUUAUAUGUAUUAUUCAGUUGCUCCAAAAUAGCAGCGAUGGCGCUGGCCCCGUCAUGGCCGCCAUAUUGGACGGCACAGCUCUGGCCUCUACCUCUCGACUGUCCACUGGCUGUUGGCAGACUCCCCUGUGCCCUGAACCUCGGGCUUCCCUAGCUGUGAAGCAGGCAUCAGCCGGACUGUGCCCUGUCCUACCUCGGGGGGAGCCCAGGGCCGGGGUUCCAAUUCCUGGAAGCUCCAGGGAGGACAGAGAGAGUGCUCUGCAGUGCCUUCCUGCUGUCAGCUACGGACCUGCCUUUUCAAGGAGCAACUGUUCAGUUUGCCCAACUGCCUUCUGUCAGCAGCUGCAGCAAAGCAAUUUGACUGUCUUUUUUUUCCCCAGUGAAAGAAAAUGAUUAAAUAUUUCAAGCGUACAGAAAGCAGCACACCCAUC